AUGUUUUCAUAUUCUGAUUUUUGUUCUAUCGGUACGGCCAUGAUCUUAUCGGCCACCACCUUUUUAAUGGGUGUUUUCUUCAGCAGCAUGCCAUAUGAUUACCACCUUUUAUUCAAUCCUAACGCCGUUCAAGAACAUUUUGAUCUGGCCUUGAGACAUUACCAAACCUUGCACGAAACUCCAACGCCAGUUAUUAUUGCUUUGUGUGUUGUUGCCGGGAUUGGUUUGAUUGGUGGUACAAUCAAAAUUUUCAAGCCAAACCCUGAAUUACAGAUGUUCGAAUACUGUUCAUUAGGUUUGUACGUGUUGGCCAUCUGUGUUUUCCUCACCAAUGUGAAAACUGGUAUUGACUGUUCUGUGAGCCAUAACUGGGGGGAAGUCACCGAAAAUCAAGGUUUGGCUGUCAUUGCUUCUUCUAAUAUUAUUCUAUUGGUUAUGUUUGCCGGUGUAAUCAUCCUACAGAUGGGCCUAUGGUAUAGCAACUGGGAUUUGCAGAAAAGAUUGAAGCAAUUCUAUGCUGAAGAAGAAACAGAAGCUUCCAAUGUCGGUAAAAAGACUGAAAAAACUGAAAAACUGAAAAAGAACGACAGCAAACCUAAAGGUGCCCAAAAAAGGAAAAACGGUAAGAAAUAG
Saccharomyces kudriavzevii IFO 1802 is the source of this 633-nucleotide messenger RNA. It is a transcript of the gene SHR3, whose product is annotated as Shr3p. Gene Ontology annotation, cellular component: endoplasmic reticulum membrane. The transcript has a single exon. The record is from RefSeq and is a predicted model, not a curated record. Gene Ontology annotation, biological process: endoplasmic reticulum to Golgi vesicle-mediated transport. Bases 1 to 633 code for a protein of 210 amino acids. Lineage: Eukaryota; Fungi; Ascomycota; Saccharomycetes; Saccharomycetales; Saccharomycetaceae.